AUUGGGGUCUUUCUGGCAGCGAGCGAGUCGACAGAGCCAGGUGUGUAGGAAACUGGGAAUCUGAUAAUUUACCUGCCACAGGUGUCUGUGUUAGAAGUGUAACAAACUAAAUGACGACCUCGAUAUUGAAGUGAAACAACUCACAGUCGAUAAAAUGAAUAACCCCAUCCCAUCCAACAUGAAGUCAGAGGCAAAGAAAGCCGCCAAGAUCCUCCGACAAUUUACUGAGAUUUCAAAAGGCAAUGGGCCUGACAAACUCAUCCCAGCCAACAUAAUAGCGAAGUGCCAGGGCCUGGCCAUCAUCACCGUGAUAAAAGGAGGCUUCAUGAUCACGGCCCGGGGUGGCAGCGGCAUAGUCAUCGCCAGACUGGCCGACGGACGCUGGUCCGCUCCGUCAGCCAUCGGUAUCGCUGGUCUCGGUGGGGGGUUUGAAAUCGGCGUUGAGGUAUCGGACCUGGUGAUAAUUCUGAUGCAGCGCAGGGCAGUGGAUUCCUUCUCCAAAGGAGGAAACCUCACCCUGGGGGGCAACUGUACAGUGGCUGUGGGGCCAAUGGGAAGGAACGUGGAGGCCGACGUAGCUCUGCGUAGCACUGCAGCGGUCUUCACCUACUGUAAGUCCAGAGGGCUGUUUGCCGGAGUGUCUCUGGAGGGAUCCUGCCUGAUCGAACGCAAAGACACCAACUGCAGGUUCUACUCUCAGGAGAUCCGUGCGUCGGCCAUAUUGAACGGGGAUGUAGAACCUCCCCCCGAAGCUCAUGACCUGUACGCUAUACUGGACAGCUACGCAGAAAAAUACAACAUCGAGUGGGCGGCCAAGCAAUUAGGACAGAAGGCUAUAGAGUCCAGCAAAGCCCCAGUGAGACCCAGAGCCCCUGCCUCACAGAGAUCUGCCAGCGCGUACAUGACUGAGGCGGUGAAGCCCUCCCUCUAUCCAAGUGUCUCUGCCUUUAAAUCCGACAGCGCAGGGUCCUAUAAGAGCAGUCCAAGAACUGCCCAGAAGGACAACGGUGGGCUUAGGGCAUGGGACGAUGAGCCUGUAGUCGUCAGGGCGAUACACCCAUUCACAGGGCAACAGCCUGGCGACUUGAGCUUCAACCCUGGCGACGAGAUCACCGUGGUUACCAAGACGGAGUCACAGUAUGACUGGUGGGAGGGGACCCUGAACGGGCAGACCGGAAUAUUCCCUGCUAAUUUUGUCGCCUACCCCUGAACACGUGAACACACACGCCCUACCCCAUCACACACACACACACACACACACACACAAUUAUUGCAAGGUGGAGAAUUUUUGCACACCCUUAAUCUCCCAAGAUUUACACACACACACACACACAGCGUGCCUUACUGUGUUUAAAGCGAUCUAGGGAUGAAAGGUCUUUCUUCGGGGUUGUGACUGUGUCUGUCAGCACUCACUGCACUUUCCAUACUAUCUACAUGAACUGUGCUUCUCAUCUCUUCCUGGAGGAUCCAGGUCGGCUUAAGGUCAGCGUUACGUUUCCCGCUGAUCGCGUCCAGGCUGGUUUGGGGGGUGGGGUCAUGGAGCUGGCUCCUGGGCCUUAAUGGCGCAUUGAAGAGUCGAUCACCUUUGUUGUGGUCACUCUGUCCAUGCUGGCAUUUUAUUAUCAUGAUGUAAAAGGCUUAGCAGAGCCAAUCAUCACUCCUAUUCUGCUUCUCUGCCAGCCAUCACAGCUGCUCUCUGGCAACCUAAACCAUAACAAAGAACCGUGUGGAAGGACAGAUUAAGCUCAGCCCAGUUUGGGUCUGCUUGAAGCUUUCUUUAAGGGCCUGGGACAGAAGAACAUGGUGUUAUCAGCAAUGCUGCCUGCGCUCCUUUUAAUUUGCUGUCGUUCUUUUAUACUGUAGCUGUUAUAGUCCCAUAGAACUCUGACUUGAAAGAGGGAUUAGGUGUAGUGAAGUAAAUAAAAUGUUUUGUUUCCGUGAGGAAAGCAUUGCAGAGAAUAAUGUAUUCAAUGUUCCGAAGUAGAUGUUCUCAUUGUGGAACAUGGCAAUACGGCCAUUUUUAUGAUACUCGAUCAAUGUAUUUAAUGUUAAAUAAUAUUCUUAUCUUAAAGCCUGUAUGCCUUCCUUAAUGUGUGGAUAUCAUUAAAGAAUACUUUGCCUGUAA
Messenger RNA from Esox lucius (northern pike), 2125 nucleotides. RefSeq names its product SH3 and SYLF domain containing 1 (gene sh3yl1). The record is from RefSeq and is a predicted model, not a curated record. Gene Ontology annotation, cellular component: ruffle membrane. Gene Ontology annotation, molecular function: phosphatidylinositol binding; protein binding. NCBI's taxonomy places the organism in Eukaryota, Metazoa, Chordata, Actinopteri, Esociformes, Esocidae. The coding region runs from base 155 to 1210 and encodes 351 amino acids. The transcript has 11 exons.